Messenger RNA from Musa acuminata AAA Group (dessert banana), 981 nucleotides. Its product is annotated as protein MIZU-KUSSEI 1-like. Gene Ontology annotation, biological process: hydrotropism. The record is from RefSeq and is a predicted model, not a curated record. Bases 96 to 791 code for a protein of 231 amino acids. The transcript has a single exon. NCBI's taxonomy places the organism in Eukaryota, Viridiplantae, Streptophyta, Magnoliopsida, Zingiberales, Musaceae.
CUUCUCCUCAUCUCCCCCAUCUCAGUAGCACUACCUUCUCUCAUUGUUCGAGGUCUGUACGUGUCCCCUUCUCUUUCUGUACAGUAGUGGAGAGUAUGAGGACCAUGAUAGACUUAGGUAGCCAAAGAGGCUCCCUCUACAUCAUCGACACGGCCACCGCCGUCGACUGCACCAAGGACGUCCGCUUCCGCCGCUCCUUCCGAAGCCUCAUCGAGUGCAUGGUCCCGUGCUGCGGCUUCCAGCUGUCGUCGAACGCCUCCGACAUCGGCGACUCCGACUCCACCCACGGCAGCUCCACCCCCACCACCACCACCACCGUCACCGGCACCUUCUUCGGGUACCGCCGGGGCCGCGUCAGGUUCUGCGUGCACGACAACUCCCGAGCCGCGCCCCUCCUGCUGCUCGAGUUCACCGUCCCGACGGCCUUCCUCGCCAAGGAGAUGCAGCACGGGCUGCUGCGCAUCGCGCUCGAGUGCCGCGGGGCUUCCGCUCCGUGCGCCUCGCUCUUCGCCGUCCCGGCCUGGUCCAUGUACUGCAACGGCCGCAAGGUGGGGUUCGCGAUCCGGCGGCAGAUGACGGAAGCCGACGCUGCCAUCUUCAAGCUCAUCAAGUCGAUAUCGGUCGGCACUGGAGUUCUUCCCGGCGCACCAAAGACGGGCGAUGGAGAUCUUCUGUACCUGAGAGCCAGCUUCGAGAGGGUGAUCGGCUCGAUGGACUCGGAGUCGUUUCACAUGAUCGAUCCGGUGGGGAGUACCGGGCAGCAGUUGAGCAUCUUCCUCCUCAGAACCUAAUCAGAGAGAUGAACCCUAUCUUGUAACGUUGUACACAUACUGUAAAAGAUGAUGGCCGGCGAAGGGAACACAGAGAAAUCUUGGCUUGUUUCAUACAUUACAAUCCAAAAUGUUCUACAUUUGUGUCAAGAAGGAUCAUAUCUUGUAUCAAUUCACUACCCAAUUCAUAUCAAUUUAGUAGUUUGGUGAA